CAGCAACGACAAGUGCGGUAUAAAGGUAUACCUAUUGAGAAUAGUGGUGUAUUAAUGUUAUAAAUGUGUGUUGUAAAUAUACAAAGUAUACAGGGAGUACAGAAGAGGGAAGAAGAGAAGAACAUUCAAGUAUAGUAAUAAGAAUAUAAAAAAAAAUAAAAUAAUAAAAAGUAAGACGAGGGUUUGUGUUAGCUAAAUAAUAAGAACAAGUAACCAGCAAAACUGAGGAGAACUGCUGAACCACAAGUGUAACAGACUAACAGAGAUUUUAGUUUUUACUCUCAGUGUGUUCUCGAUCCAUUCCGACAUCACCAAUCACGAGCAUCACUACUUACUCUUUCGUGUUGUUGUUCCGAUGUUUCUAAACUCAAGCGGACAUUAUUUAUUAAAAUAAAUUUCCUGUGGACUUAUGCUGAUUAAAAUUUGGCGAUGAAAAUAGUAACAACUGUAGACCUGACAUAAAGUGGUGAUGAUAAAUAAGUUGAUCAUUCGAAUAAUGGACGGGGGUCCGAUGCCACCGUAGUUAUCAGCAUCAACAACAACAACAACCAACCAACCAACCAACCAACCGACACACUAUAGAUAUAUAUUUCAACCUACGUUAAUGUAUUGCUAUGAUAACAACAACAAAUAGUUCAACAAGUAAUAGUUCAUCUUUGGCAGGAGCACUAUCAGUAAAUAUGUCAAUUAUUGAAGAAGAUUCUGUAAAUUUAACAACAACUACAUUAACAACCGACGAGCCAUUUCCACCGCACGUUGACGCAACAAAUAUUGUUAUAAAUCCCGAGUCACCGUCUAGCAAGAAGCAAUCUCUCAAGACAUUUAAUGAAGUAAAUACCCUGAUUCAGGGAAACAGGAAACGUGACGUAAAAAUAAUAUUAAGGGAGAAUGCUUGGCCGCUUAAUAAUGGAAUCAGAGCCCACUUGUGGCCGGCGCUCUGUCAGCAACACACUUCAGCUAAAAAUAUUUUUACUAAAGCUGAAGAUGGCUUUUAUUGGGCCAUGGUUACCUCAUUGUUCGGUACUGUUGGUAAGAAUGAUAACGAUAGCAAUCAUUAUCGGGAUAGUGUUGUUAGUAGCCUAACUGGGGGAGCUAUUGCUUUUCCCGCCAAUCCUACUCCUUCCCAAAUAGUACAAUUAAUCGAAGAAAAACUGUCGGAAAAGUCAAUAGUAUUACCGUCGUUUGUCGAUAGUAGCCAUUGUUUGUCCUACAAUUUAACCGGAAAGGGUAGAAAUAUUGCAGACCGCGUAGUUUCUGUUCUGGGAUUCUCAUGCCCGGAUAUAACUUACAGUCCGACGCUUUAUCCAUUCACGGCUCUACUGUUGCACUUUAUGACUGAGGAAGACUGCUAUCACUGCAUGGCGAGCUUGGUUGCUUGCAAGGACAAAGUAUUUGUUACCCAAACUAAAUUAUUAUUUGAAGUUACGUGGAAAACUGUCGAACAAAUAGCCAAAAAAUAUGUUAAAUCAGCAGCAGCGCAUUUAUCAAGACACAGUGGUAUGAGAGGCGAUAGAAUUUAUUCAGACUGGAUUUGGUGGAUCCUUCAAUUGCUUCCCUUUCAGCAUAUUGUCAGAGUGAUGGAUUGUUUUUUACACGAAGGUUCCAAGGUAUUUUAUCGAAUUUCAAUGGCUAUAUUGUUAUUAUUUUACAAACAUUCAUCAUCACAGUCGUCUGAAUGGAUGCAAGAAAUAGUUAAACACGGUUUAGAUACAGCAUUAUCAAAAUUUUGCCGACAAAUACCGGUAAGCCCGGCAAAAUUAUUAAGAAUAGCAUUUGGAAUUCGCGGAUUGACAUCGGCUUACAUAUCAAAAGUAUUUUUACGUACAGAAUUAACAUUAAAGAGCAGGACUGUAUUAACAGGCUCACGAUCACUAGCACGAUCAAGAUCAUCGGACAAUUUACCAACAAGUCAAUCUCAAGUCAACAUACAGAUGAUGUCACACACACUCACUAUUAGAGAGGGUUCACAUAGUCCGGAACCGCGGUCGUAUGCAAUGGGAGCUUACCCUAUACAGGGAAUAAAAUCGCUAGUCAUUGAAGAAGAUGAAAAUUUAUUUACACUGUGGUCGUGGUUGCCUGUGAGGAUAACAAUGUAUCAGCCUACUCUAUUGUACACCACCGAGGAACACGGAUGUUCUUUAACAACAUUUUAUUUACGAGUUGAACAACACGAGCCUACUUUGCUAAUGAUUAAAACGUGUAAUAAUGAGGUAUUUGGUGCAUAUUGUUCGACGAGAUGGUGUGAAAGAAAUAUGAAAGACGACAAGGGACACAGACAAGCGUACUUUGGUACUGGAGAAACAUUUUUAUUCAGUUUAUAUCCAGAGCGUGCUAAAUAUCCGUGGGUUGGAAUGGAUUCUACGCACAAUGACAUAAAAGUUCAUCAUUCGGCUGAACUCUUUAUGGCUGCUGACUCUAAAAUGAUAACUAUCGGUGGCGGUGAUGGACAAGCAAUUUGGAUGGACGAGAACAUAAGAUACGGAAAAACAGAUCACUGCUCGACAUUCAACAAUCCGCCUCUCUGCGCCAGUGGUGAUUUUGAAAUUCGAGUACUAGAAGUUUAUGGUUUUUCCGGAGCUUAAUUCUAAUAUUUAUUAUAAAAAUAACUUUUAAAGUCUACUGCCAUUAAAUAUUCUCUCUAUCUGUGUCGAUAGUUGAACUAUAAAAAAAAAAAACUAUAGUAACAAUAAUAAUAAUAUCAAUAAUUUCGUGUGUCAUCGAUGUUUAAUAUAUACAUAUAAAUUUUAAUAUAUACUAUUGCGUAUCCUACUGCUUGAAGAAUAGUAUUAUUGGAAUUGCCAAUUAGUCAGCUGUUGAAAUUAUAAAUAAAUAAUAAUAAUUGUACAAUUAAAAAAAAAAAAAAUAAGAAAAAAGAAACACUCGAGUGCAUUACGCAGAUGUUUUUUUUUUUUCUUUUUUCUUUUUUUUAUUAGAUUAUUAUUAAGUAUAUAUGUUGUAUGUAAAUAGUAAUUAAACACUAAACAGGAUAAUGUUGCUGCUUCUGUAAUAAACAAUACAAGUCUGCGUUGGGAACAAUUGACCGCGUAUUUAUUUAUAG
Messenger RNA from Cotesia glomerata, 3058 nucleotides. RefSeq names its product GTPase-activating protein skywalker (gene sky). The record is from RefSeq and is a predicted model, not a curated record. The coding region runs from base 615 to 2582 and encodes 655 amino acids. The transcript has 12 exons. NCBI's taxonomy places the organism in Eukaryota, Metazoa, Arthropoda, Insecta, Hymenoptera, Braconidae.